Messenger RNA from Truncatella angustata, 767 nucleotides. RefSeq names its product thioredoxin-like protein. Gene Ontology annotation, molecular function: oxidoreductase activity. The coding region runs from base 28 to 687 and encodes 219 amino acids. The record is from RefSeq and is a predicted model, not a curated record. The transcript has a single exon. Lineage: Eukaryota; Fungi; Ascomycota; Sordariomycetes; Amphisphaeriales; Sporocadaceae.
CAUCCAAAAAAAAUAUUUCAAAAAACAAUGAAGUUCGAUAUCAAGAUCAUUAGUGAUUCAGUCUGCCCUUGGUGCUACGUCGGCAAGCGCCGAGUCGAGGCCGGCAUUGCUUCAUACAAGGCCGCGCACCCGAAUUCAAGCGACACCUUCAACGUCUCGUGGUAUCCUUACUACCUUGAUCCAAAUGCGCCCGUCGAGGGAGAGGUCAAAGCAGAUCGAUACAAGCGUCGAUUUGGCGAUGCGAAGUUCGCCCAGAUUGAACAGACUCUCGGUGCCGUCGGGAAGGAAGUCGGUAUCGACUUCAGCUUUGGCGGUCGGACGGGCCACACGCGCGACUCGCAUCGCCUAAUCCGCCUCGCGGGCCAAAAGAGCCAGGAGACCCAAAAUAGAGUCGUUGAUGAGCUUUUCAAGAGGUACUUUGAGCUGGAGCAGGACAUCACCAGUCGCGACAUGUUGAAAAGCGCGGCAGAGGCGGCAGGACUGGAUGGAGAGGAGGUCAGGUCUUACCUGGAAACGAAUCAGGGCGCAGAGGAAGUUGAGAAUGAAGUGCUGAAAGCGCGGCAGCUGGGUGUGAGCGGCGUGCCGAAUAUCAGGAUCAAUGGAAUGUUUGAAGCACCCGGCGCGGUAGAUCCGGAUGUUUUCAAGCGCAUCUUUGAGAAGAUUGCCGAUGCGUCAGCAAAAGCUUAGGGCAUACUAGGUAGAUGGUAUAAGAGUAUAUUCGCACAGCCUUAUAGGGCUGCUCCAAUCUGGAAUCGAUUUACUGCGGA